Cuscuta campestris is the source of this 1766-nucleotide messenger RNA. Lineage: Eukaryota; Viridiplantae; Streptophyta; Magnoliopsida; Solanales; Convolvulaceae. The record is from the annotation of a GenBank genome assembly.
CAAUACCUUAUGAUUAAUAAAAUAAACAUUUACCUUAUAUCACUUAAUAUUUGCCUUUCAAAUUCCACCCAUAGAACGUAAUUUUGUCAAUCAAAGAAAAGAAGGCUGAGAAGGGAGAAGAAUCGUGUGGCCCCCACUUCUUUCAGUCAACUUCCUUAAAAGCCCUCCUCCCGCCUCCUCUCCCCACCCAUUUGGUCCCUGUACUUGUUUUUAUUUUUUUAUUUUUUCUGAAUGAUUCUUACCGUAGAGAUUCAUCGUCAAAUAUCUUUAAUUCUUUGACAAUAGUCUGGGAAAAUGGACACCAUUCCCAUCCCUAUUGAUCUUCAUCUCCAUCCACAAAACCAAUUCCAUACCCACGCACCCCAUUCCUGAAAAUUUCACCUUUGCUGGAUUUUUGGUGUUUCUAGUCGAUCAUAUUGAGAUCAUUAUUUUUAAUUGAAGAUCCGGCAAAAUAAAAAUAUUGAUCGGCAAGGAACACAUGAAUAUGAUGACAAUGGAGAGCGUGAUGGAUAAAGGGGUAUUGGAUGAUAUUAUCAGGAGGCUAUUGGAAGGCAAGGGAGAAAAACAGGUUCAGCUCUCCGAGGCUGAGAUCCGGCAGAUUUGCGUCAACGCUCGCCAGAUCUUUCUCUCUGAGCCUACCCUCCUUCAACUGCGUGCCCCCAUCAGGAUCUGUGGUGAUAUACAUGGCCAAUACCAUGAUCUAUUAAGGCUCUUUGAAUACGGGGGCUAUCCGCCUGCAGCUAACUAUCUUUUUCUAGGGGACUAUGUUGAUCGCGGAAAACAUAGUUUAGAGACAAUUUGUUUGUUACUGGCUUACAAAAUACGUUAUCCGGACAAAAUGUUCCUACUCAGGGGAAACCACGAAGAUGCAAAAAUAAACAGGAUUUAUGGAUUUUAUGAUGAAUGCAAAAGGAGAUUUAAUGUUCGCCUUUGGAAGAUUUUCACAGACUGCUUUAAUUGUUUGCCUGUCACUGCACUUAUUGACGAAAAGAUCCUUUGCAUGCAUGGAGGGCUUUCCCCAGAGCUAAACAGUUUAGAUCAAAUAUCAGAAAUUCAGCGGCCAACAGACAUUCCAGAUAAUGGUUUGCUAUGUGAUUUGCUCUGGUCUGAUCCAGAUGCCAAAAUAAAGGGUUGGUCAGAGAGUGAUCGAGGAGUUUCGUGCACUUUUGGGGCAGAUACUGUAGCAGAGUUUUUGAGAAAAAAUGAUUUGGACCUCAUUUGUCGAGGUCAUCAGGUGGUUGAAGAUGGAUAUGAAUUCUUUGCUAAGCGAAGGCUCGUAACCAUAUUUUCUGCUCCAAAUUAUGGUGGAGAGUUUGACAAUGUAGGUGCUCUAUUAAGUGUUGAUGAGCAACUGGUAUGUUCUUUUGAAAUACUAAAACCAGCAUCCACUUCAAAGUUGCCCCUUAAAAAGCCCCCAAAGAUUGGAGGGACCUGAACUGUUAGAAGGUGUAUAUGGAGAUAUCUCAGAGUAAACAGCAUAACACUGGCAAAAUUCUUGAUUUCAUUUGCUGGUUCAUUUGCUUGUCGUCAAUACUGGAGCCAAACUGUAUAUUGACAGCAUAAGUUAGAUUCAGACAAUUAGCUUUAUACACAAGUAGAUGGCUUCGCUUUACACCCUUCUCAUGUUCGCUAAUAGCUUCUGAAUCAGCUCCUGAUGUCCAUUCCCUUUGCUUUACACUCUGUACACUCUGUAUGUAAUUUGUACUUUUGGUUAUGGAAUGCUUUAUCUAGUUCUACUGUUCAUCAAAUAAGCUUUACAAUUGGUG